AUGUCACCACAUCCAUGGGGAUCUCCACAAGCAGAGGCAGGUCGCGACAGGGCCAAGCUACGCAGGAUAGCAGAUAUAUGGCCUUAUAGAGAUGAGGCUGAGGAAGAGACUUUCUGGAAGGCGAACCUGGCAGGGACUCGCCGCAAGUUUAGCGGAGGAGGCUUCGUCUUUGGCAUCCCUACCCCAUGGACCAGUCUUACGAAAGUGCUCAGCCAAGGCUACGUUGCAGAUACUCGUGGUCUGGACUCCAUUAUUCGGCAUGAUGAGGCAUUCGGCUGGCUCGCACAAAGGCAACCGACCCACAAAUUUUGUCCAGCAACA
Messenger RNA from Serendipita indica DSM 11827, 321 nucleotides. Lineage: Eukaryota; Fungi; Basidiomycota; Agaricomycetes; Sebacinales; Serendipitaceae. The record is from the annotation of a GenBank genome assembly.